GAGUUUGGGAGCCCUGUGUACCUGUUGUCAUGGGAACAUAAAUCCCUUUUCCACUGCUGUGCUCCUGGUUCCAGCCACCAGCCUUCUUUCUGUUCCUGAAAUAGCCUAAGUCUUUCCUAAUCAUUGGUCUUUCACUUUCUGUUCUUCUGCCUGAAACGUUCACAUUCCUCAUUUCCCUUCAGGUCUCAACUCAAAUGGCACCCUGGCAAAGAGGUUUUUCCUACUGAAGUAGUUGAAGUAGUCUUAUUGAUUUCAGAUUUUAUUUAUUUAUUUUUAUAGAGGGUAAGGGAGUGAGAAAGAGAGGGAGAGAAACAUCAACGUGUGGUGGCCUCUCUUGAGGACCCCACUGGGUUGACCUGGCCCACAACCCAGGCAGUGUCCUGACUGGGAAUCAAACCUGUGACCCUUUGGUUCACAGGCCAGUGCUCAAUCUACUGAGCCACACCAGCCAGGGCUAAUCUUACUGAUUUAGUUGCUAGGCUUCUUUAUUAUGUUACGCCAAUAGAACAAGCUCCUCAAGAGCAGAGUUCUUGCCUGUCAUCUUGUUCUCUCCCCUCUCUGUGCCUAGAAUAGUGCCUAGCUAAAAAUAGGUGCUCAAUAAAUAUUGAAUGAGUAAGUGUAGAAAUUCCCUCUUUUCUGGGUAUUCCAACCUACUCCAAACACCCUUUGAUGCACAAACAUGAUGGUCCUCCUCUUCUUUUCCUGAGCUGGGAGCUCCUAUAUAUCCCAUUUGCCUAAUACACACACUUAACUUCUAUGCCUAGCUGCACCUACACUUUCAGAAAGGAUGACGUACUUCCUCCUCUAAAGCUUUUUCUGUCGGCUGAUUCAGUAGGGCAGGACCUGCCCCUUUAAUCUGGGCCCCACCUGCUCUGGUCAGACUGGUUUGGAGACACAGGUAAAGUGAAAGAAAGGAAUACUUGCAGAGCCAGCAGGGAGCUGGGCAGCUCCUUCGCAGAAGCUGGGGACCCUCCACCUCUCUCCAGAUGGAAAGUCCCAGAAAGGGCUAACUCUCCUGAGGCCAGCUGCCCUGCAUGCAGAGUUUCAGUUCUAUCAACCCAUCAGAAGGGCCAGAGGACAGGAGCUUCUGACAGAGCUUUCCUCUGCUAACCUCCACAGUGACAUGACCUCACCAUAGCCUCCAGAACUGAGGUCCCAAGAUGACAGAACCCGAGACCCUGGCCCUGCUGGAAGUGAAGGGGCCUGAGGCCCCAGAGAAGAGCCCACCCCAGGCCUUGGUCCCCAAUGGCCAGCAGCCAGAAGGAGAGAGCGGGGCCAAAUCCCCCAGUGCUGAGUCCUCUAGAGUGGGGUCUUCAGCUGGGUCUCCCACAGCUGGAGAGGGGGCUGAGGAUGGUCUAGACAGCACAGUAAGUGAGGCUGCCACCUUGCCCUGGGGGGCUGGCCCCCAGCUCAGUGCCCCAUUCCCGGACCCCCCUGGCUGGCGGGACAUUGAGCCUGAGCCCCUGCAGUCAGAGCCACUCAGUAAGCUAGAGGAGUUGCCUGAAGAUGAUGCCAACUUGCUGCCUGAAAAGGCUGUUCGGGCCUUUGUGCCCAUCGACCUGCAAUGCAUUGAGCGGCAGCCUCAGGAGGACCUCGUUGUGUGCCGUGAGGCAGGUGAGGGAGAGCACCACCAGACCUUCUUGCCCACCCGAACCACCCACCUGGAGCCCUCUGAGCGCAAGUGGGCCGAGGCUGCGGUAAGGCCACCAGGACAUGCCUGUAGCAGCUGCGGGAGCUGCGGGGGUCCUGAGGGGUUGAGGGCGGUGGCCUCAGUGGGAGCCGCCCUCAUCCUGUUCCCCUGCCUGCUAUAUGGAGCGUACACCUUCCUGCCCUUUGAUGCCCCUCGGCUGCCCACCAUGAGUUCCCGCCUCAUCUACACGCUGCGCUGCGGGGUCUUCGCCACCUUCCCCAUCGUGCUGGGGAUCCUGGUGUAUGGGCUGAGCCUGUUGUGUUUUUCUGCGCUGCGGCCGUUUGGGGAGCCACGGCAGGAGGUCGAGAUCCACCGGCAGUACGUGGCCCAGUCAGUCCAGCUCUUCAUCCUCUACUUCUUCAACCUGGCUGUGCUUUCCACCUACCUGCCCCAAGAUACCCUCAAACUGCUCCCUCUGCUCACUGGCCUCUUUGCGGUCUCCCGGCUAAUAUACUGGCUGACCUUCGCCGUGGGCCGCUCCUUCCGAGGCUUUGGCUACGGCCUGACGUUCCUGCCCUUGCUGUCCAUGCUAGUGUGGAACCUGUACUACAUGUUCGUGGUGGAGCCUGAGCGCAUGUUCACCGCCACAGAGAGCCGCCUGGACUACCCUGACUACGCCCGCUCGGACUAUAGGCCCCGCCCCUGGGGCUGAGCAGCUAUCCUGUCCCCAGCCUGGGUACCUGUGUGGGAUGAACCCUGCUGAUCUGACAGGGUCCCAUCCAAUCAGAGUUUGGACUGCCCCACCUCUCUUCCCCAGUCAAGGAUGCCCUUUACCUUCUGGGCCUGGGAUGGUCAUGAGUGGGGGAGGUGGACUGACAUGGUCUUGCAGGGAAGGAGGUGCACAGCCAUGUUCCUUAAGGAUGCUGAGGGCGUAGGGCCAGGACUGGGAGGAGAAGCACGGUUCCUUCCUGAGCAGCCUCCCACCACAGCCACUAGGGUGCACCCCUGCUGGACUUGGCUCCACUCUCCAGCCUCCUGAGAGGCAGUGGGCAGAGCUGCAGCCAAAACUCUGACCAUUUCUGUGCCAGUUGUCUAAGCAGAGGGCCUCACAGAGACUGGAAAUACUGGUCAUGCCCAAAAGUAAAGGCUGGACAUCAGGUCAAAUAGGACCCUCAUGUCCCAUAAAACCAUCCUGGGAGCCUGCGUUGAGGACCCUUCAUGACUGGCCCUCACAGGUCCUUUAGCUUCAGCCAAGACUAUUACACCUUCCCCAACCCAGAGCUGCUGCUUCCUCCCCUCCAACCAACUAGGCCCCUGUAAAGUCCCACCUCCAAACUGCCCAGAAGAGAUGAGCGGACAGGAAAACCCAAGAGGUGUGUGUGUGUGUGUGCCCAUCUGUCUGCGUCCACGCAUGUGGUGGCCGGGGAGGGGUUGAGAGGCACAUGGCUGGUGUCGGCCCCAUGUGAGGUGUACGUGCGGGUGGGUGUAACAAUA
Artibeus jamaicensis (Jamaican fruit-eating bat) is the source of this 3124-nucleotide messenger RNA. It is a transcript of the gene TMEM79, whose product is annotated as transmembrane protein 79. The transcript has 4 exons. Gene Ontology annotation, cellular component: trans-Golgi network membrane; lysosomal membrane. Gene Ontology annotation, biological process: regulated exocytosis. Lineage: Eukaryota; Metazoa; Chordata; Mammalia; Chiroptera; Phyllostomidae. Bases 1161 to 2342 code for a protein of 393 amino acids. The record is from RefSeq and is a predicted model, not a curated record.